AUGCUCUUCAUGAGCGUCGGCACUGGGGCUUUACGUAUCGACCAUCAUAAAAUGUCUUUGAAAAGCACCUGGAAACAUCGCGUCCCUACACCUUUCGUGGAGGACGUGGCGUGCUCAGGAGCUUGGUUGUUUCUCUCGGUGUUUCAGGUUUGGUUUCAAAACUGCCGAGCACGCCAUAAAAAACACACGCCGCAGCACACGGUGCCGCCCUCUGGAGCGCCCCCGUCCCGCAUCCCCUCCUCGCUCCCCGAUGACAUUCACUACUCCCCCUUCAGCAGCCCGGAGAGGGCCAGGAUGGUAACCCUGCACGGCUACAUCGAAAGUCAGGUACAGUGUGGACAAGUGCACUGCAGACUCCCCUACACCGCGCCGCCGGUGCACCUCAAAGCGGACAUGGAAGGACCACUAUCUAACAGGGGUGAGAAGGUCAUCCUCUUUCAGUACUGACUGCGCGAACUCUUCCUCAUCUGUCCAUGGCGCUACCAGCACCACUGCCCCUCAGUCGUUGAAAUACAGUGUCCAAUCCAAGGCAACUGUAAUCAGUCAUGCAGGAGAAACUCAAAUCCAGCAUUCUCGGUUUUUUUCCAUUGACCAGCAUCUAACAUCCACUAUUAUUUCUCCAGCAGCACUCUGUGUAUGUGUGUGUUGAGUGCACAGUUACAUUUUUCACUUGUUUCUUGUGGACUUGUAGAAUGACAGUGAGUCUCUCCAAGGCAAUGCCGGACGCAGUCAAAAUUAGUGACUCUACUGUGCUUAAAAUCUUGCUUCCAAAAUCAUGGGAAUACAAACAAAACAGUAAAUGCCGAGUCACAGGGGGGUUCGAUGACCGCCUAUCAAUACAAAGAGAGGAGGAAUUCACGUGGUUUGGCCUGAUUCUCUUUUGCACCAGUGAAGCACUGCUGGUUCCAGGACAUCCCUCCUUAUUUACACUCACGUGUGAAAUCUGAAAUGGGCUCUUUGGCUCAGCAGCUUAAUACAUAUGCAGAACUUCCUGAGCCAAGUGCAUUGGUAGCUGUGACUCCACUAAGUGGAAACCAUGAUGCCCGCUGGAAGUAGGCAGUUUCUCUUCCUCCUCAAAGUGCUUUAGAACCACAUGUCCUUUGCUCGCUCUGUAAGGUAAGUAAAUCUUAGGGUUUUCCCCCCCAUUUUUUAGGAGGGGAAACUGAGAUGUCCUAAACUGAAAGGGGCAGUGGGGGUUGGUGGCAGAGUCACGUUUAGCACUCUGAUGGUUUUCAUUGCCAACUUGUUCUCAGAGCACUGAAUAUAUCUCUUAUCUCACAGCCAUCUGCCAAAUCAUCAUUUUUUAUUCUUAAAUCUUAUUAACAAACUACUUUAUUUCCUGGGAGUCGUAUUGGAUCAUGAAUGGGUGAUUGAAGAAUGCACCUACACAAACCUCGUAGCCACGUAAUGCACUGGGACUGGGACAUCCUGAGUGGGGGCUGGCCCAUGAAUGUGUAGAAAUGUUUUGCUCUGGUAUGGACCCCGCGAGGGGGACUCCAGCAACAAGUUCAGUCAGUGAAAACAGUUGGGCAGAAAUCAGAGACCGGUUAAGAAAGUGGAAACAACAGUGCCUGUAAGGCCAGCAGGAACAGUCACUAGCCGAGUGUACAGCAACGUGACGGCCUGUCCUUUCAUCUGGCAGCGUUGGCUGCUUACCUCUGCCCUUGUGUUGUUCUCCGUUGCUGGCGUAUCGCUGCUGCUUCUGCCAAGCCCUCGGCCGAAGGCACAGUCCAGAACGACUGCUCUCAGAGGAGCAGGCAAUGCAGGGCUCACCCUCGGAGGCAGCCCCCUUGCAACAACAAAGGAAGUACUCAGCACUCUGGCCCCAGAUCAGGGAAAAAGCUCUGAAAUGAUACUUCAUUGACGGUAAUAACAAAAAGUAAACAACUAACAUUUGCCAACCCUUCUCAGUUUGCACCAAGCCAAGAUUAGGUCUAUAACAAAACCUCUCUCCAUGUACGCACGCUGGUGGAGGCAGCAUUUCCAAAAAUGUGAAAGCCUACUAUGAGCCACAGUUAAUGUGUAAUGGGAGCGAACUGUGCCCAAGGAACAGAAGACAGGAAUCCAUCAGUUACAUAACUUGUUUUUAAUUCAGACUGUAGAUACAUGUGUUUUUCUCUCCGGGAGAACCUGGAUCAAUCUCCAGCGUCGGCCGAGCGGGCAGCCGUCCCGCUGGUUUGGCCGGGCAGCGUUGCAAACAUGGCAAGCCUUUCCCUGGCCCUGCCCUACAGGUGCUGCGAUGCCGCUGGGCAACAGACUGCUCCAGCUAAGCGCUCGCCACCACGACCGCAGCGCGAGCUGCAGGGAGAGCUGGAGUCUCCGUCUGAAAAGUAACUGAAUACAAACACUUAUCCAUAUUUGUUGAAACAGCUGCACAUAUAUAUGUACAUAUAUAUAUUUAUAUAUGCAUAUGUGUGUGUAUAUAUGUGUGUGUGUGUGUGUGUGUGUGUGUGUGUGUGUGUAUAUCUCACACACACACACACACAUAUAUUAAUACAUAUAUCUAUCUAUGCAGUGAUGGUAACAGUUUGGACAGUUAGGCCAGUAUUCUGAUUAACCGCAACAAACAGCUAGCAGCUCUAUCUCCCAACUUAAAAUAAUAUUCAAAAGCAGGGAGGAAAUUAGGCCUGCAAUAUAUUAUUGUAACCUCUUGGCAAGCAAAUAAUUGUUUCCAAUGUGUACAAACAAUGACAAGACACUGCUGCAGCCAUGACCUGCCCGGAACCACUGCUCCAGAAGUGUCCCUUUGGUGAGAGAACAGUCAAAAGUUGCAUCUGUUUUGGUUGCUUUUCUCCUUGGCUAUAGCAACGAGCAAAAGGCCUGGCACGCGUUUUGUUGGCUGUUAGUGGAGCGUUCUGAUUCUCAGUAUUUAUUAUUGCAAGGUUGUAGUAGUUGCUGUGUCUGCUUGAAAUAGCUGUGAGAAGUUGAAGGUGGUUGGCAGGGGUCACCAGGGCCCAACGUUCUCCUCCAUUUGUGCUUGCGCGUUCUAAUGAUUGUUCAGUUGUGGAAUUAGUGCUAUAAACUAAUGGGUAGCUAUUCGUUGGAAGACUGAAGGAGAGACUCCAGGCUGUAACUUGACCUGACAUCCCACAGUACUUGAGAUUUCCACAACUGUUUUGCUGACAGAGAAAAUGGUCUGAUGCAUUUAUCUUCUGGCUCAGCAAUGCAAUGAAAGGGAGACUAUUAAGUAUGUAUCUGCUAAAUAGCAACUUAGUUACUGAUCAAAAAAAAAAAAAACACUUGUGAAAUGUACUGUAUAUCAAAGUUUUUGUAACUGAUACCGCUGACAGGACCAGCGUGCAAUGCACAGGGCUAAGGUAACGUAGAUGUUUCUGACCAAAUAUGUGUAGUGGAAUCACCACUAGACAUGCAGUGUAUUGCACUGUACAAACUGUGCUCAAGGGCAGUUUCCCCAGCAAGUAGCCAGGAGCAGCUUUGCUAAUUCAGAAAUCAGGCUCUGUUUAUAUUAAGCCCAAAUUGUUUGCAAAAACUGGAAGCAAUUCAGCUUGUGCAGUUUUAGAGCUAAUUAUGUGUAUGGAAAAUACUCAACUGUACCAAGAAUGUAAGAAAUCCUUUAAUUUAUUCAAUACAUUGUUUCAGAACACAUUUCACACUGACUGUUGCCACUGAACCAAACCUUAUCUCAGGUCAUUUGCAUUCAUCUCCUGUCUAUAGAUUAAAAAAAAAAAAAAUUAAAAAAUCCUUCUCAUUUUUUUAGUUUAUUCAGUAAUUGCCAAAUGGGUUCUGCUGCAGUAAUGCAGACUCUAUGUAUUCAACUUUUCCAGUUGCUAUUUACAAAAACUGUUGCAGACAAAAUCCAAUGAAGAUAGCCAAUGAAAGGCUUUUCACUCACAUUUAAUAUGGUAAUUAAAUAUGGUGAGGGUCUGAAAGUGGAACGGUUUACAGUUUUGCUACCAAAAUUUUUUUUUGGCUCACGCUGGUUAACCCCAAUGCCCUAGCUAAAGGUGCUUACACAACUCACUAGUUGGGAUGGGGGAGUGGGAAUCAAUCCUGCACUACUAUCGGUGAUAUAGCUGUAUGAUGCCAAUUACAGACACAUCAGUUUUAUUUCAUCAGCCAAUCAUUUUGCUGUAGCAUGUUGCAAUUAUGCAUGUCUUGGCUACAAUGGUUAAAAAAAUUCUCUGAAUGAGUGGACAGUCAAGACUAAUAUUUAUUUUAAAAAAGUAAAACUAAAUUGUAAGCACUUUUUUGUAAAACCAAUGUCUGUUUUGUUACAUACUUUUAAUGUUGUGCUUUGUAAAUGUCUUAUUUGUGUAAUAAAUAAAGUUAAUGCAAGUAGAA
Molecule: messenger RNA, 4302 nt
Organism: Struthio camelus australis
Lineage: Eukaryota; Metazoa; Chordata; Aves; Struthioniformes; Struthionidae
Source: RefSeq, a predicted model, not a curated record